UUCUGGGCGGAGCGGGCCGGGGGAGGUCCGGGCCGUCGUUCCGCCCCCACCCCGCGCUGCGGCCGGGGCUCGGCCCCGCUCCGUCCCGCGGCGCAGGGAGCCGGGCAGGUGCCGGGGCCGCCGCCCGGGCCGGGGCCGCAGUCCGGGGCGCCCCUGCGCCGGCCCGCCGCCAUGGCCCGCUUCUCGGCGUUCCUCAACCCCGUCCUGGUGCUCUUCAGCUGCGACCUCUGCCUCGUGCGAGCCAAAACACGGGACUUCCCUGCCAAGAAUCUACUCUGUGCCCAGGCUGAGCAGGAGCAUGUCAUGCCAGGCAGCCCUGCUUCUGCUAGUGCUGGAGCUGAAUGAAGUAAACCUUCCAACAGACGAACAUCUGAGCAGCAGUGAAGACAGGCCACCAUCCCCUGUCAACGUGACUGUGACGCAGCUGAAGGCAAACUCUGCCACAGUCUCCUGGGACGUCCCAGAAGGAGAUGUGGUCAUCGGCUAUGCCAUCUUACAGCAGCGGCAAGAUGGACAGAUGCAGCGCUUCAUCCGGGAGGUGAACACCACCAACCGGGCCUGCGUGCUGUGGGACUUGGCGGAGGAUGCCGACUACAUCAUCCAGGUGCAGAGCAUCGGCCUGUAUGGGGAAAGCCAGGCCAGUAAGCGUGUCCACUUUCGGACCCUGAAGGAGACCGACCGCCUCCCUUCCAACAGCUCCAACCAAGGUGACAUCACCAUGGAAGGGCUGGACAAAGACAGGCAGCUGCAGACAGGAGAGAUUAUCAUCAUCGUGGCUGUGCUGCUCAUGUGGGCAGCCGUGAUUGCCCUCUUCUGCAGACAGUAUGACAUCAUCAAGGACAACGACUCCAACAACAACAAGGAAAAGACAAAGCCAUCCUCGGAGCACAGCACGCCAGAGCGACCGAGCGGAGGGCUGCUGCGGAGCAAGAAGUCUCCAUCGGUCAAUAUAAUCGAGGUAUAAGUACAGCACCAGCUCUGCAUCUGGGGUCCUGGGCAUCCUGCCAGAGCCAAGCAGGCCUUGGAAGAAGAGGCAGCACCAGGCACCCAGCCUGGAACUCUGCAUGCGAAGAUCCAUGUAUCAGAACUUACGCUUUCCCAAGGGCGCCUGUCCAGGGAUGUGCAUGGAGCCGGCUCGCAGCCGUGCAUGCAGUGCGCGGCCCCACGCAUCCCGCAUGCCUGGCCUCGCUCCCCUGCCACUGUGGAGCACAGAGCUGAGAAAGGGGGGGUGGGCCACACCAGAAGCCCAGGAGGGCGAGCCUAGGGGAGCAAAGCGGCUGGUGUGCUGGCUUGAGGGGAGGCAACAUCCCUGCACAUUGGCUUGGCCAAAGGCCUGGGGGCAACCGCGUGGCACCACAUGCCCGUCCGGCAGGCAGCCUGGGGCAGACCUUGCUCUCAGCCGCUGUGUCUGGGCUCGCAGGGCUGCCUGCGGAGGGCAGGAGCUGCUUCCCUUUCGGCCCUGAGACUGAGGGGAUAGGGCAGUGCCGGCAUUCAUCCCAGGGCUGCCAGGGAAGUCGUGGCCGGGUGGCAGGAGGGUUUGUCUCUGGGGCUGGGCCUAGCCAGCACAGCUGAAGAGUGGAUCCCUGCUAGAGGAUGGGGCUCCACUGCACUCCAUCAUUCCAUGCAGGGGUUUCAAGGCCUCUCCCUGCUGCAGGGGACAAAGACACAAACGAGCAUUAGGAGCUAGUGCUUCCACAGUGCCUGGCCAGCCUGAAGAGCAUGAAGCCAGGGCAGGGCGUGCUGGUAGGAGCCGCUCGGUGGGGUGGUGUGAGCCCCACAGAGCUAUGGGAGCAGGCAGCGCCAGGGCACAGCUGUGGCUUUGCUCUUUUGCUAGUAGAGCUCAGUCCUGGCACAUUCAGGCUGUUUGCGGGGGAGCUGCUGAACACCCUGUAGGCAGCGCGAUGCCUGUGCUACCGGGAGAAGGUAACGUGUUGAGGCCCAGCAAGGUGUCAGUGGGCUCAGCAGGACGCGUACUGCAGAGCUCAUCACUACUCUGGCAUCAACCCUAGCUUCAACGGCGUCACAUCCUGCUCCUGGCUCCUGUCUUGCUGGGGUAUGGUCACUGCUGAUGCUUGGGCUCCCGGAGCUGGUCCCGUGGCCUGCACCAGGCUGGCUGAUGCAACGGGCCUGAAUGCCCAGAGCUGGCUCGCUGUUACCUGCCCAGCCUGCCUGCUCAUGCAAGGACAACAAGAGCCGACGACCACUCUGGGGCUAGUGAAGAGGUGAUGUCUGGGCUGUGCUUGUUUGCUCCGCAGAGCCUGCAGGCAGAAGUCUCUCACGGGGUGUCUGCAGUGCUCUGUGGCUGAGGCUGAGGCUGGGCCCAGGCGUGCCCUCUUGCCCAAGGCAGGAGUGAACAAGGUGAUCGGAGGAGGCUCUCUGCUGCAGAGAUGGCAGCUGGUGCCCUGACUGGGGCUCUCCCUCCGUGCUCUGCUCUGCAGCCUGCCACUGAGCUGUGGUGCUGGCUCUGCAGCCCUGGACUCAAGCAUCACAGGAUCCAGCGUCUUCCAGGAAUAAACCUCCCAGUAAAGCACUUUCAGGACUCUUCCUUCCAGGUGCUGCUCAGCUCCUGCUGCAGGACUAGGUGGGAAAGGGACAGGAUAAGCGACUCCCUGUGGCAGGGUCUUUUCAAUAAAAGCAUCCUGGCUCAAA
This is a messenger RNA of Phalacrocorax carbo (great cormorant), 2649 nucleotides long. The record is from RefSeq and is a predicted model, not a curated record. Lineage: Eukaryota; Metazoa; Chordata; Aves; Suliformes; Phalacrocoracidae.